UGACUUUGACUUGACUUCGCGCCUUGACAACCAGCACCACAGCAACAACCGGCCAGCUCUCUCUGUCUCCCUUGAUCCUUGCUGUCGCUUCAGCCAAGGCAACUGAGCCGUUCGAGAUGAACGAAGGCGCUUUGGACCCUGCACUUGCCUCAACAAGUGAUCAAACAGUUGAGCGCGCCUCGACCUCCACGCCAGCGGUCGAUGACCACAUCCAAGAUGACACAGCGGAGUAUGUCGAAGUCCAAAAGAUUGCCAGUAGCUUUGAUCAGAUCCAUAUGGACACGUUGGCAAAAGAUAUACGAACACGAGAGCGCGGACCCCAUGCAGAGAGGUAUCGUGCUGCAUAUGCACACAAGUGGCUCACGACUGCAACCAUUCCCAGAUGUUGCGGUUCCCCGGAAUAAGAUCUACGCUGCCUAUACCGAGUUCUGUACCACCAGAAGGCUCAAGCCCUUGACGUCGGCCAAUUUUGGGCGCAUCAUGCAACACAUCUAUCCUGAGGUCAAGACACGACGUCUUGGUGUACGUGGGGAGUCUCGAUACCAUUACUGUGGACUACGCCUCGUUGGUGAUACAUCAGAGGAGCGCACGACCAACCCAGUCUCCUUUCGCAAGAACAAACAGCAGCAACGGCAUAAAACGCCUGCUCAGCGUGAUCCAUUUCGCUUUGGUCCCACAUCCGGCAAUUUGAUGAGCUCACUUGAGCGCGAAAUGGGCUUGAGUAGUGAGAACGACCAGCCUCGAGAUGUGCCAGGCUCUGUGGAUUUCUCUGGCUUGCAACGGCCAACGACGCGUCUUGUCUACCCAACACCUGAGUUGGCACAAGAGCUUGAUGAACAUCCACCAUUUGAAUUACCACAAAUCUACGAUUACUUGCCCGAUGAUGCUGAUGCCGAUGUGCAAGAAGCUCUGGUGACGAGCUAUGCUGUUCACUGCAUUGAUCUAAUUGAAGCGAUUGCUUCCAUGAAGAUUCGACAUUUCAUCUCUUUGACAACUACCUUUUACCAAUCACUCACUGAAGAUGUUCAGGCGCUGUUAUCAACAGCAAGCCUGGCUACCUGGGUACAAAAAGCAGAUCUACAAUGCUACCAGCACAUGACGCGCAUCCUGUCGCCUCUCACAACACAGGUCAUUCCACCGGAGAUCUUUCUCCUCUUGCGCAAUCUCGCCGCUACAUUGUUGCCAAAUAUUCACAGAGCUCUGGCAAAUCAUGCGCCUCACCUACUACAAGCAAAACUUGUGCCAGCGGGUCAAUUUUCAUCACUGCUAACGCGACUAUUGCGUGUCAAUGAGACGGCCCAUGCAGCAGCUCGUUUCCUGACAAGUCAAGCAGAUCGCGAGUUGAUGCGUAUGGAUUGGAUACGGCACGUCGACCCGAAGGCUAUUGCCAACAGAGAGUUGUCGUGUGGCGAGGAUGAGGUUGUCAAGAUUCUGAAUGAAGUGCUCGUUCUGCUAGGACCUAAUCCGCGACCCGGUGAGCAGGGGCUUUUGUCGCCCACACCACACAGCGAUGGCAGAAACAACCACCAUGCGCAAGAAUAUCAACCAGUACUUGAACUUUGGCAACGCUUCCUAUCUGCGUUGCCAUUACGCUUCCCGACCAUUGAGCCGCGCCUUUUCUUACUCUGCAUGGGAUCAGUUGAAUCUGCCGUGUUGCGCGAAGUGACAGUCAGCGGUGGCGAAGGAUUUGGAGCGCUUUGGGUAGUGACAUGCUGGGUGGAUGAGAUGAUGCGCUUCCUGUGCGAGCGCGGAGGAUUCCUGCUCGAGCAGAUUUACGACAAUUUCGAUGAUGACGAGGAUCUCGAUAUGGAGGACUUCUUGUUUGGCAAUGACGGACUUGUUGGAUCGGCUGCAAUGGCGGAUGCGUCUUUUUCGCUAGAAGAGCCCAAUACAACCUCGAGCUGGACGCAGUAGACUAGGUCAAUAGGACUAGACACCUUGGAUCUAUCCUUUGCCGCCCAUCUGAAUAGCCCCACCCCGCGAACGUUCUAGAAAUUG
Messenger RNA from Protomyces lactucae-debilis, 1998 nucleotides. RefSeq names its product RFX DNA-binding domain-containing protein. The record is from RefSeq and is a predicted model, not a curated record. Bases 202 to 1914 code for a protein of 570 amino acids. NCBI's taxonomy places the organism in Eukaryota, Fungi, Ascomycota, Taphrinomycetes, Taphrinales, Protomycetaceae. Gene Ontology annotation, biological process: regulation of transcription by RNA polymerase II. The transcript is spliced from 2 exons. Gene Ontology annotation, molecular function: RNA polymerase II cis-regulatory region sequence-specific DNA binding; DNA-binding transcription factor activity, RNA polymerase II-specific.